Messenger RNA from Rhodotorula toruloides NP11, 600 nucleotides. RefSeq lists its product as uncharacterized. The record is from RefSeq and is a predicted model, not a curated record. The coding region runs from base 1 to 600 and encodes 199 amino acids. The transcript is spliced from 5 exons. NCBI's taxonomy places the organism in Eukaryota, Fungi, Basidiomycota, Microbotryomycetes, Sporidiobolales, Sporidiobolaceae.
AUGGCUCCGCUCGACCAGGACAAGCUCGCAGACUACAAGCAACAGGCUAUGAAGGAGGUUGAGGCCGCCCAAGCCUACCUCUCCGACAAGGGCGCAGACCUGCAGACCCGCUACGUCGAGCCCGCGCUCACCACCUUCCGCCAUCAUGCCGAACAAGGACCCCUCUUCACCACCUUUGCCCUCGUCUUCGGCCUCCUCUCGUUCUUCCCCGUUCUGCUCUUCACGCUCUUCGCCGCCGGCACCGUUCUCGCCGUCGGAGGAGCUGCUUUGGUGGGAGCGGCAGUCGUGAUCGCUUGGCUCGUUGGCUCUGCGGCCCUCCUCCUCGUCGGGACGCUCGCGGUCGUCGGCUUCAUCAGCGCCGUCGCGACGUUCUGGAUCGGCGCCUCUUACGCCGCCCUCCGCCUCCUGCACCACCUCAGGACCGCCGACACGCUGCCCGACGCCAUCCAGGACUUCCGCUCCGAAGCAACCGAUCUCUUGUCCGGCUCGAGCGCGUCGGCGAAGCACAACGGCACGAACGGGUACACCAAGGUGCACUUCGACUCUGUCGUCAAGCAGGAGGGCGAGAAGGAUGUCCCGGUCAAGAACGGCGACUCCUGA